GAAACAAAACGCGUGUAACUAGGAAAGCCCACCCGAUAAGUCACUUUGUCUGUUUUUCUCUCUCUAAGAUCCCAUCGCCAUCGCCAUCUUGCUCUGCAACUAAUUUGUUGAUUUCGUCGCUCCCCACACAAUAACAACUUCGCAAAGUUUACAAGAAAAAAAAUAUACAAAUCUAUUAGGAAGCCGACAGAUGUCUGGAAGUCUUUGAUUUAAUUGCUAAUAGCUAUUCAAAGUUCCAAUUGAGAUCGGAAUGAGAAGAUUACACUGUUAUUUUUGCUGAUUCAGAUGGCGUUCAACCUUCAUCAUAGUCUUCAUUUCAUUACUUUAUCCUAUCUUUUUUUGUUGUUAUGCUCUUGUUUCUCGAGCAUUUUCUGUAGCAGCGAUAAUGAUUUCCCUCCUGUUACGCCUAUCAAUCGUGAUCUCUACCGCACUAGUGACGCCUUAAUGGAAGAGAUAGAAGCAUUGGUUAACCGACACCAAGAUAGACUCCAUAUGGAGACAUUUCAAAGUACAAAUAAAGGCUACCAUGCUGAACUAAAUGUAGUUACAUAUUGCCGGAAUAGAACAGCCAUUGAAGACAAAUCAAAGUUUAGAAUACUUCUUAGUUUUGGGCAGCAUGCACGGGAGCUUAUUACAACCGAGCUUGCAUUAAGGAUCCUCUCCAUCUUAAGUGAAGAGCAAUUUUUACCUAAAAUGGAUCCACUGUUGCUGAACAAAACCCUUGAGAAGAUUGUUAUAAAGGUGGUGCCAAUGGAAAAUCUAAAUGGACGCAAAAAAGUCGAAGCGGGAGAUGUUUGUGAGAGAAGAAAUGGAAGAGGAGUUGAUCUCAAUCGGAAUUGGAGUGUAGAUUGGGGGAAAAAAGAGAAGGACUUUGAUCCUUAUGAAGAGAAUCCUGGAAUUGGCCCAUUUAGUGAACCUGAAGCUCAGCUAAUGCGAAAGCUCUCAACAUCAUUCGAACCACACAUUUGGGUCAAUGUACAUUCUGGAAUGGAGGCUCUUUUUAUGCCAUAUGAUCACAAAAACACAACUCCAUCUGGAGUGGAAUCACAGAAAAUGAGGCUGAUGCUUGAAACAUUAAACCACCUUCAUUGUGGAGAUCGUUGUGUGGUUGGAUCAGGUGGUGGAUCUGUUGGGUAUCUGGCACAUGGUACAACUACGGAUUACAUGUUUGAUGUGGCAAAGGUCCCCAUGGCUUUCACCUUCGAGAUUUAUGGAGAUGAAAAAGCAUCUUCAAGAGAUUGCUUCAAAAUGUUCAACCCUGUGGAUCAUCCCACAUUUAAUAGAGUUCUGAACGAAUGGUCAGCCACAUUCUUUACAAUGUUCAACAUGGGAGCACAUCAAAUGAAAGAUCCACAAGAAUCAACACCAUUUAACAUGGACCAUUUGAUCUCAAUAGAUGAUUAUUUAAAUGGAUAUUUAAUCGAGAGAAAAAAUAGAUAUGGUGAAAAGAAGGAAUUUCUGGACCUUGGUUUGCAAGAAAUCCGAACAUAUUUCAGGCUCUUUUUGCUAUCUUCAGUCAUGUUAAUGUUCAUGUUUUGUUCUAGAAUUGCAAAGAGUAAUAGAUCACAUUUGCCUUCAAUUUCUCUAUGAAAUUGAAUAAAAAGGUGUGUAUUGUUUUAGUUAUUUGUUACGAGUUUUCUCAUCGAUUCAAGGUUUCUAGCUUCUUAUUUUUUUUUAAUGUAUAAGGGGAGAUUGGGUUGGUAUAUUAGUGUGAUUUUGUGUAACAUUAUUGACAUGUCAUGAACGAUGAUUUGUUUGUUAUUUAUCUGUGCACUAAUAGAAAAAUGAAGGUUUUUGUC
Molecule: messenger RNA, 1799 nt
Organism: Lactuca sativa (garden lettuce)
Lineage: Eukaryota; Viridiplantae; Streptophyta; Magnoliopsida; Asterales; Asteraceae
Biological process (GO): proteolysis
Molecular function (GO): zinc ion binding; metallocarboxypeptidase activity
Source: RefSeq, a predicted model, not a curated record